GUUUUAAUCUACUAUUUUAAAAUCCACAAAUCAUAAUUUUUGGGUUGUGUGUGUCCUUUAGGUGGAGGAAUACUUGUCACCUACUCCUUUUAAGUUCUCCAAUUCUUCUUUUACUAUUAUUAUUAUUAUUAAAACCUUUGAUCUUUACUUGCUCUCUAUAUCUCUGAGCUUUCAUCAAUGGAGAUACACAAAUGCAAGCUCUGCACUAAGAUUUUUGUUAAUGGUAAAGCUUUGGGUGGUCACAUGAAGUCCCACUUAGCCACGUUACCUCUCCCUACAAAAAAAACGACGACGACGACGACGAUUCCCCAUCAUCAUCACCAACUCGGUACUGAGUCAGCUUCUUCUUCGUAUUCUUUAUCUGCUAGUGAAGAAGAGGAAGAUGAAGAAGAAGUUGAAGAGAAAGGUUUGGCUUAUGGGUUACGAGAGAAUCCCAAGAAAAGUUUCAAGUUCGCAGAUCCUGAGUUUUCUUCUGUCGUCGUUGUUCAAGAUAGAGAGAGCGAGACCGAGUCAAGAAACCCAACUCGUCGACGAUCUAAACGAACUCGAAAAUCGGGGUUUCUUGAUAACCAUCACAAACUGAUUAACUUCGAUGUCAAGAAACUUAAGUUCAACAACACAACUUCAGUUCUUUCGUCUCCGUUAUCGCCAUCUCCGCCGCCAGCGGUGGAGCCAGAGCCGGUAAGUUCCGUGUCAGACACUUCGGCUGAGUUAGAAGACGUUGCCAUGUGUCUUAUGAUGCUUUCACGAGACGCUUGGCUGAUCAGAAACAAAAAUAAGGAAGAACGAGAUCAAGCGGACGAGACGAAAAAACAGGAAAUUAUCGUGAAAGUCAGCAAGAUUCGCGGCAAGUUCAGAUGUGAAAAAUGUAGGAAAUUAUUCCGAUCAUCGCAAGCAUUAGUUUCGCACAAGAAAAUUUGCUCUUUAAAUGGAACAGAGUUGAGAAAUAUUAACAGCCAUAGUAAUGAAAGAAUUUUUGAAUGUCCUUAUUGCUUCAAAGUAUUCGGGUCGGGUCAGGCACUGGGCGGGCAUAAAAGAUCACAUCUCAUGGGCUCAUCGGGAAAUGCUUCUUCUGCCACUACACCGCCUGCCACCGCCGGAAGCGGGGUUUCUAAACUGAUAGAUCUUAACUUGCCGGCGCCGAUGGAUGACGACGACUACAGUGUGGUGUCCGAUGCAUAAUUCAAAGUGAGAUGGAUCUAAUUUUAGUUGAAAUUACUUCAAUUUCUGCAAAUUUGAUCAAUUUUGUUUUGUUUUAGUUUUGGUUAAAGAUUUUGGCAACUUAAUUAAUUAAUUUCAUUGAAUGACUAACAAAAAAUUACUACUAAAUUGUUUAUUGGACUUACCAACUGAUCAUUAAAUGCAGAAGUGGAAUUGAUUGGUGAAGAGAGUAUUUUGUUAUUUGGUGUUAGUUUGGUGUGUGUGAUGUUUUCAUUAGUUCACGUGUUUUAGAACAGUAAAAUUAAGUGUAGCUGUUGCUUAUUCUAACAACUGCAAGUGAAUAGCAAGCAAAAGUUUUUUUGCACUGUAAACUUGUUCUGCUUUAGGACCAUUUUUUUUCCUAUUUGGUUGCAAUUUCACUUCAUUUGAUUUGA
This is a messenger RNA of Mercurialis annua (annual mercury), 1595 nucleotides long. Its product is annotated as zinc finger protein ZAT9-like. Bases 178 to 1182 code for a protein of 334 amino acids. Lineage: Eukaryota; Viridiplantae; Streptophyta; Magnoliopsida; Malpighiales; Euphorbiaceae. The transcript has a single exon. The record is from RefSeq and is a predicted model, not a curated record. Gene Ontology annotation, biological process: regulation of DNA-templated transcription.